Drosophila innubila is the source of this 1104-nucleotide messenger RNA. RefSeq names its product post-GPI attachment to proteins factor 2 (gene PGAP2). Gene Ontology annotation, cellular component: endoplasmic reticulum membrane; Golgi membrane. NCBI's taxonomy places the organism in Eukaryota, Metazoa, Arthropoda, Insecta, Diptera, Drosophilidae. The coding region runs from base 180 to 947 and encodes 255 amino acids. Gene Ontology annotation, biological process: GPI anchor biosynthetic process. The transcript has 2 exons. The record is from RefSeq and is a predicted model, not a curated record.
GCAUACCAGCCGUUGUCAUUUGUUUACGCGAUGCCGAAGCUGCAAUAUGAGUGUUCGGUUAAAAGGUUAGUAACUGUUAUAGCAACAAUUGGGCGCGUGCAAAUUAUGUGAAGACGACACGCCGCACUAAAGACGUUAACGCUGAUAUUGCCGUCAAGUUGCCCCGCUGUCCCGCUGCCAUGUUGCCCACGUACGAGCGUCUGAACGAGUCGAAGAAGGUGUUCUUCCGUAUUCCGUUUGCCAGGUUGGCCGUAAUUGCCGUUAGCUUGCCAUUGGGCGCCUUCUUCUUCUGUGUGGUCUGGUCGCUAAUGUUUGACUUUGUGCGCUCCACAUUUACACACUGCGAUGUGGCCAACUAUCUGCCCUCCGUCUCGGCGGCCAUUGGCAAUUAUGAGCCGCAGAAAACGGUUUGGCGUCUGGCAAUAAUUCUUCAUAUGCCAUUCCGGCUGGCGGUGGCCAAAAUGUACUUGGAAUACUACAGGGAGCACAUUCGACGCAAUCGUCGCAUGUUUGGCAUCUUGGCGUGCACACUGAAUGUCAUUGAAGAUUUGGCGCUCUUCUCGCUUUCACUGUGGACAUCGGCGGAUAAUUAUGAAAUCCAUCGAAAUUCAUUUGUGGUGUUUAUAGCGUGCAGUGAAUGCUAUAUGCUGAUCUCUUACCUGUUAAACAGGAAUGCCCGCAAGAUAGUUCUACUGCCGCACGAGGAGAAAUCAUUAAAAUUCAAACGCAACUUAUUCCUAAUCAAUAUCGUGUCCUUUGGCCUCGCCGGAUAUUGUUUUAUGCGGCAUAAUGCUCGCUGUGAAACCGGAGUCUACACAUUCUUCGCGCUCUUCGAGUACAUUGUGGUGCUCACAAACAUGGGAUUCCAUAUGACAUCCUGCUGGGACUUUUACGCUCUAAACGUCGUCUGCGAUGCCAGGAAAGGACUUUAUUUAACGCAUUUAUAAAACGCUUCACAUACACAUUGAUAUCCACGUCAAAAGCCGACGAAUUUUGUAUAUAUUGCGGUAUUAGCUUAAGCUCAAAGUUUACUUAAUUUUAAACCAUCAAAAAGCAACUUAAUAAAAUGCAGAAGUUUUAUUAUUAAAAUAAGCUAGAUUUGAA